AUGGGUAAUAUACUUGUGAAAACAGUGGAGGACAACAAAGUCGAUGAGGUGGAAGCUCUUUUGAAUUCUGGCGCUUCGCCUGAUGCGUGUGAUACUGAUGGAUGGCCUAUACUUGUGACAGCUUGUUAUAGAGGCUUCGAUUCCAUCGUACAACAUUUGUUACAGAAAGGAGAAAAUGUUAACAAAGCAACUGAUUCUCUUGGUAUGACUGCAUUAAUGAUGGCAGCAUUUCGUGGUUAUGAUUCGCUAAUUGUUAUGUUAUUAUCAGCUAAUGCUGAUGGUAAUCUGAAGGAUAAGUGGAUUGGCCGGACAGCAUUGCAUUGGGCUGCUACCAGCAAUCAAUCCAAAGUUGUUCGUAUUCUGUUAGAGAAUGGCUGUAAUAGCAACUUAAAAGACAAUGGUGGAGAAACAGCACUGGAAGUCGCUGUCAGAUUGAAUCACAAAGAUGCUGUAGAUGCAAUCAAGGCAUUCACUGUGAGUUCACAAACUCCCAGUCCAUCACCUUUAUCUGAUAUCAGUCGUACAAGCUCAACAGCAACAGAAUCAAAUGUUCAGCCCUCUACACCAGUGACACAAACAAUAAGGGAGAGUUCCCCAACUGCAUCUUCAGCAUCAGUUGUACCUAACAGCAACUUAAUUAGCUCAAUGAGUGUAAGAGAAGAAUGGAAACAUCCGGGACCUUUGGGUCAUGAGUUCAAGUACAGAUGGGCUUGGGCGUAG
This is a messenger RNA of Corticium candelabrum, 720 nucleotides long. RefSeq names its product palmitoyltransferase ZDHHC17-like. The record is from RefSeq and is a predicted model, not a curated record. The transcript has 10 exons. The coding region runs from base 1 to 720 and encodes 239 amino acids. NCBI's taxonomy places the organism in Eukaryota, Metazoa, Porifera, Homoscleromorpha, Homosclerophorida, Plakinidae. Gene Ontology annotation, molecular function: protein binding.